This is a messenger RNA of Calliphora vicina (urban bluebottle blowfly), 2582 nucleotides long. RefSeq names its product glycine--tRNA ligase (gene GlyRS). The record is from RefSeq and is a predicted model, not a curated record. Gene Ontology annotation, biological process: mitochondrial glycyl-tRNA aminoacylation. Gene Ontology annotation, cellular component: cytoplasm; mitochondrion. NCBI's taxonomy places the organism in Eukaryota, Metazoa, Arthropoda, Insecta, Diptera, Calliphoridae. Gene Ontology annotation, molecular function: ATP binding; glycine-tRNA ligase activity. Bases 69 to 2375 code for a protein of 768 amino acids. The transcript has a single exon.
UCGACAAAUUUUCCGGUCUAAAACUGUGAUGUAAACUUUAAAAAAGUGCAAAUAUUAACUUAAACUACAUGUCUUUGCAGGUGUUAAAUAAAUUUUUUAAAUUUACCCCCAAAUUCCAUCAUUUGAAGCCGCUAAUUGCAGUGCAAUAUCAAGAUUUUGCCAGCGUAGCAGCAGUAACAAAAGAAAAAUCAGCACGAAAUUUGCAAAAAGGUGGUGAAAUCAUCCAGACAGCAUUACCUUUUGUUAAGGGAAGUAUACGCUACAAGAGUGCCCAAGCAUCUGUACAGUGGGGCAGCAAAAAGUCCAAGCGAAACGUCAGACUACAAUUGAAAGAUAUGACUACUCCCGAAAUGGAAGAGCAAUUGGCUCCCUUGAGAGCUUUGGUUUUGGAGCAAGGUAAUUUAGUGCGUGAACUCAAGGCCAAUGGAGCAGCAGAAAUUGAUGUGAAAAAAGCUGUAGCCGAAUUGAAAUUGCGCAAAAAGGUUUUGGAAGAUAAAGAAUUGGAAUUGACACCCAAUGUGGUUAAUUUUGAUAGAUCUAAAAUGGAAGAUUUACUCAAGCGUAGAUUCUUCUAUGACCAAAGUUUUGCCAUUUAUGGUGGCAUUACUGGACAAUAUGAUUUUGGUCCUAUGGGCUGUGCCUUGAAAUCCAAUAUUUUGUCUUUGUGGAGACAAUUUUUCAGUUUGGAAGAACAAAUGUUGGAGGUGGAUUGUUCGAUUUUAACACCCGAGCCUGUGUUAAAAGCUUCCGGCCAUGUCGAUCGUUUUGCUGAUUUGAUGGUAAAGGACGUCAAAACCGGUGAAUGUUUCCGUCUGGAUCAUUUGAUUAAAAAUGCCCUGGAAAAGUUGUCCAAGGAGAAAACUGCCUCAAACGAACUGAAAGCUGAAUGUGAGGAUAUUGUUAUAAAACUUGACGGCAUGAACAAACAAGAAAUGGCUGAUAUUUUGCAAAAAUUCAGUAUUAAGUCUCCUCUGACUGGCAAUGAUUUGACUGAACCCAUCGAAUUUAAUCUUAUGUUUGCCACCCAAAUUGGACCCACUGGCUUGGUUAAGGGUUUCUUGCGUCCCGAAACUGCCCAGGGUAUUUUUGUUAAUUUCAAACGUUUGUUGGAAUUUAAUCAGGGAAAACUGCCCUUUGCUGUGGCCCAAAUCGGCAAUGCAUUCCGUAAUGAAAUUUCUCCACGUUCUGGCUUAAUACGUGUCAGAGAAUUUACCAUGGCUGAAAUAGAGCAUUUCUGUGAUCCCGCCCACAAGGAUCAUCCUAAAUUUGAAUUGGUUACUGAUACUAUGAUGACUUUGUACUCGGCCUGCAAUCAAAUGGAUGGUAAAUCGGCCCAAAAGUUGACCAUUGGAGAGGCUGUUAAAGCUGGCUUGGUGGCCAAUGAAACCUUGGGUUACUACAUGGCCAGAAUUCAUCAGUUUUUGGUAACCAUUGGCAUUAAACCCGAAUGUCUGCGUUUCCGCCAGCAUAUGGGCAAUGAAAUGGCUCAUUAUGCCUGUGACUGUUGGGAUGCUGAAUGUUUGACCAGUUACGGUUGGGUGGAGUGUGUAGGCUGUGCCGAUCGUUCGGCCUAUGAUUUGAGCCAGCACAUGCAGGCUACUGGUGUGCGCUUGGUGGCCGAAAAACGUUUGCCCGCUCCCAAAACUGUAGAAGUUUCGGAAAUUGUAACCAACAAACAAACUUUGGGUAAAACAUUUAAAAAAGAUGCUAAAGCUAUUACCGAUGCCUUGGCCAAACUUUCUUUGGACGAAGUUAAAACUGUAGAACAACAAUUGAACGAAACUAAGGAAUAUACUCUCAAUGUCAACGAGGGUUCUACCUUCAAACUAACUCCCGAUACCAUUUCGGUUAAACACUCUUCGAAAACUGUGCACGUCGAGGAAAUCAUACCCAGUGUGGUUGAACCCUCAUUUGGUAUUGGCCGCAUUAUGUAUGCUUUGUUGGAACAAAACUUCCUUUGCCGUGAUGGUGAUGAACAACGUUGCUACUUUACUUUGCCCUCAGUAGUGGCUCCCUUGAAAUGCUCCAUUUUGCCUUUGUCCAACAAUGCCGAAUUCCAGCCAUUUACACGUAAACUUUCUCAGGCUUUAACCAAAGCUGAACUUUCACACAAGGUUGAUGACUCUAGUGGUUCUAUUGGCCGUCGUUAUGCUCGUACCGAUGAGAUUGCAAUACCCUUUGGCAUCACUGUUGAUUUUGAUACUUUACAAGAGCCUCAUACUGUCACUUUAAGAGACCGCAACAGCAUGAAACAAGUACGCGUAGAUAGCGCUGAGGUAAUUGAUGUAGUCAAGGACUUGUCCACCGGCAAGUUGCAAUGGGCCCAAGUUUUGGAGAAAUAUCCUUUGUUCGAGCAGCAAGAGGCUACCAAGUAAAUGUCUUAAGGAAAGUUUUUCAGCUAGAUAUUUUUCUUUUUAUUUCUAUUUAUUUUUGGUUUUAUAUUGCUAUUUUAAUUUGUUUAUCAAUUAUGCCUUUUUUUAUAUACUUCUAUGAUAAUUUUUCAAAACUUAGUUUAUAUGCAUUUAAUUCUCACAAAAAUGAAAGUGUUUAACACAUAAAUAAAGUGCUUAAUGAGAAAAUUA